This is a messenger RNA of Rotaria sp. Silwood1, 3738 nucleotides long. NCBI's taxonomy places the organism in Eukaryota, Metazoa, Rotifera, Eurotatoria, Philodinida, Philodinidae. The record is from the annotation of a GenBank genome assembly.
AUGAAUAAAAAAAGUAUUCAAAAACUUUUAAAAAAAGCUGAUCAAAUUAAGCAAUUAGAUUCACAAAAUAAUUCUAAAGAAAAAAUCGAUAUUUAUCAUGAAGCAGCACAAGCAUGUCAAUCUAUUGGCAACUAUGAUGAAGCAAUAAAAUAUUACAAUCUCGAAUUAUAUGAAUCUCAAUUAGCUGAUUUACAUGAUGAUAUUCUUUACUGUUAUCGAUUUUUAGGUGAAUGUUAUUUAUACAAAAAUGAAUUUUAUACAAGUGAAAGAUAUCAUUUAAAUUUUUUAUCAUUAGCAAAACAGUAUGAUAAUGAUGAACGUAUUGAACAAGCAUAUACAUGUUUAGCAAAUACAUAUUGGAUAUGGUUAAGUUAUUUACAAGAUGAUAUACUUUACGAUUGUAAAUAUGAUCAGUUUCCACGUGAUUUAUGUAAACGAAGUUUAGAUGCAGCAAAAAAUAGUUUAUUAAUUAUUAAAAAACUUGAUGAUAAAUUAGAAAUUAAUGUAAGAGAAAAACAUUUAUUUAGAGUAAAAAAUAUUGAACAAAGACAACAAGAUUUAGCAUUAAGACGUGUUAGAAGUUAUAUAAAUAUUGCGAAUGCUAUGGGUGAAAAAUAUAUAAACGACGGUAAAGAUAAUGCAAAUCUUCAAGCUUUUAGUCAAUAUAUUAAAAAUGCUGUAGAACUUUCGAAAAAGUAUAAUUUUUAUGAAGAAUUAACACGUCUUCAUUCGUCUCUAUCAGGCUUUUAUCUUUUCUUACCAAACUAUUUACAGUAUAAAAAAGAAAUCAUUGCUACUAUGAAACAAGCGAUACAUUAUGCUCAAUUAACAAAAAAUGCCAAUGAAUAUCUAUCAUGUUUAUAUGAUAUAGCUCAAACAUUGAUUUCAUUCGAUCAAUAUGAAGAUGCUAAAUUUUAUCUCACGAAAAUUUAUCGUUAUAAAAAAAUUGAUGAUUCAUUAAGAGAAAAAGCGUUUCAAGAUUUAGCUAAUGUUCAACAUAUACUUGAAGGUCUUGAAAAUCUGUAUGCAAAAGAAACUGAUUUAAGAAAAAAAAUCUAUUUAGCAGAGAAAUGUGCUGAUACAUUUUCUCAUCUUAGUCGAUAUGAACAAAGCAAAAACUAUUAUCUUAAACAAUUAAAACAUGCUCAAGAAUUAAAUUUAGAUGAAAAUCAAAUGGCAACUAUUUAUUCAUCACUUGGUUGUAUUUAUCAAGAUUUAAAAGAAUGGCAGUUAAGUAUUGAUUAUUUUCGACGUGAAAUGAGUUGUCGUAUUGGUUUAGAUGCUAAUGCUGAUAUUGAACAAGGUUAUUCACUUUGUGAAAUAAUUAAAUGUGAAUAUCGUCUUAAAAUCGAUCUUAAUGCACGAAUAAGAACAUUUGAACGAGUAUUAAUUAUUGCACGAUCGACAAAUGAUAAAAAUUUAAUUAGAAUGACAGUUGCACUUGUAUUUGCUAUGAAAUUACGUGAUUCACAUAUAUAUUUAAAUGAUGAUUUAGAAGAAUUUAUGGCGAAUAUUCAACCACCUAUAACUGAAGAAAACUAUAGUGAAAUUUUACGAUGUUCUGAACAUUGUUCUAAUGAAAUUACAAAUUUAACAGAAUCAGAUGAAAAUCUAACAGAUAGUGCUGAUAGCAUAGAAGAAAAUCACAAAAUAAUACAACAUAGGAAAGGUUUAAUGAAAAUAUAUUCUUCUCAUGAAAAUCGUCUACAUUUAGCAUGUAAAGAAAAAAAUGGUUUAGAAAAAAUCAAACAAUAUAUUAUUGAAGGGGACAAUAUCAAUAUUCCUAAUUCUUAUGGUUGGACACCAUUACAUAAUGCCGUUAAUUAUGGACAUGUUGAUAUUGUUCGAUAUCUUCUUGAUCAUAAAGCAAAUAUUAAUGCAAAAACCAAUAAUGGCAUAACUGCUCUUAUUAGUGCAUGUUAUAAUAAAUAUUUAGAUAUUAUUGAAAUCUUGCUGAUAUACGAUGCACAAAUUGAUAUUCGUACAAAUAAUGGUUACACAGCUGUUGAUUAUUUAACUGAUUGUAAUAAAAAUAUAUCAUCAGAUGAUCAUUGGAAAUUGAAUCGUUUCAAAGAACUACUUUUAGCUGCUCUACGAAAAAAUGAACCAAUUUAUUGUAUACAACAAAUUAUUCGAAAUGAUUUUGAUGGCAAACAAACAAUAUUGACAAAUAGAAAUUAUAUGAAUAAUCGAUCUCAUCAUAAAACUAUUCGAACAAGUCGUAAUAUGAUAAAAAAUCGACGAUUACGUCAUAAAAAGAAAAAAAAUACACAUGAUAAUUGGGAUACUGAUGAAGAUAGUUGGAUUGUUAAUGAUCGUGAAUGUAUUGAUAUAAUACCAAAAAUACAAAGAGAACGAUUACAUUCACCAUUCUAUACACCUGUACGAAAACGACAAUGUACAAUGACUGAUAAUCAAUCUUUACUAUCAAAUGAUAUUGAAAUUUUUAACAAUAAUAAUUUCGAUUUCUUGAUAUCAUUUCAAAAAGAUUUACCUAUUUCAUCAUUUCAAACAAUGACACCAAAAUCAACAAUAAGAUCUCGACAAGUAUCAACAACAUCAUCAAUCAAUACAACAAUCGUUCUUUCACCUUCUAUCUUACAUGAUACAACUAUAAGAAUUAUUCGAUGUGCAGCUAAUACAAGUGAUCAAACAACUCAAGAUAAAAGACUUAGAAUACCAAUAUCAUCAUCAGAUACUGUAACUAAUCUUCGUUAUCAAGUUCUGAAACGUUUAUAUGAUAGUUUUAAUAUAUGUGCUUGUUUUGUUAUCCUUUACGACAAGGAAGAUUGGGAAUUAGGUAUAUUUGAAAGUGAUACUAUUCAAUUAACUAUACCAACUGAUGAAUCUGAUAUUAAAGCAAUUUAUAUUGAAAAAAAUCCAAUUAUUGUGUAUGAAGAAAUUUGUAAAGAAAUGGGUUUAGUUGUUUAUUCAAAUAUUCGGACCAUAUUAAAAAUGUUUUUUGAUAAAUUCGAAUUAUCACUUCAACGAUUAAGUUUAAGAUUAGAACAAGCCAUUAAAAAUAAUUUAACGGAUGAAAUAUUUGAUCAAUUAUGUAAAUUAACAUUAGAUCAGCUUAAAUCAUUAAAUUUAUCAAAAAAUAAAUUUACAUCGAAUGGUAUUGGAAAAUUAUUUGAAGAAAAAACAAUGGUUAAAAUGGCUGAUUUAAAUACCGUAGCUGAAGAAACUCCUGUCGAUCCUUCCAGUUCAGAAAAACGUAGUUCGAAACCACGUGUUUCUGUUCCACGUAACUCAAUUUUAAUCGGUACUAGUGGUGCUGGUACUAGUGGUUUUGGAGCAACUGCUGCAGGUGCACGAGCUCGUCGUCAAUCAUCACGUGCUUCAAUUCCUCGUGCUGGAUUUGAUCGUCGACUUAUUCGAUAUGAAAAUACAUAUCGAAUGGAACCUGAUGAUGAUCACAAAGCUGAUAUAGCUCGAUUACGUCGUGUUGCAACAAGUGUUAUUGAAACAGCUAUAUCUGGUUAUAAAUAUGAUCCAAAUCAAGGAAAACAAUUUUCUUUAGCAUUAGCUGAACGUGUACGUAAUCAAAUAAAACAAUUACCAUUUCAACGUUAUAAAAUUGUUGUACAAGUAUCUAUUGGAGAAAAGAAAGGUCAAGAUUUACGUGUAGCUAGUCGAUGUAUAUGGGAUUUAAAAUGGGACCGUCAUUUAACAAUUUCAAAAGAAACUUCAGAUGCUUAUGUAACUGUAACAAUUUUUCUUGUUUACACCGAAUAA